UUACCCCCCCCUCCCUGUCCGGUCCGGGUUCGCUUGCCUCGUCAGCGUCCGCGUUUUUCCCGGCCCCCCCCAACCCCCCCGGACAGGACCCCCUUGAGCUUCGUCCCUCGGCUGCCACCAUGAGCGACCAAGAUCACUCCAUGGAUGAAGUGACAGCAGUGGUGAAGACUGAAAAAGGCGUUGGUGGCAGUAAUGGGGGUAAUGGUAAUGGUGGUGGUGCCUUUUCUCAGACUCGAAGCAGCAGCACAGGCAGUAGCAGCAGCAGUGGAGGAGGAGGGCAGGAAUCCCAGCCAUCUCCUUUGGCUCUGCUGGCAGCAACCUGCAGCAGAAUUGAGUCACCCAAUGAGAACAGCAACAACUCCCAGGGUCCGAGUCAGUCAGGGGGCACAGGUGAACUUGACCUCACAGCUACACAACUUUCACAGGGUGCCAAUGGCUGGCAGAUCAUCUCUUCCUCCUCUGGGGCUACCCCUACCUCAAAGGAACAGAGUGGCAACAGUACCAAUGGCAGCAAUGGCAGUGAGUCUUCCAAGAAUCGCACAGUCUCUGGUGGGCAGUAUGUUGUGGCUGCCCCUCCCAAUUUACAGAACCAGCAAGUUUUGACAGGUCUACCUGGAGUGAUGCCUAACAUUCAGUAUCAAGUAAUCCCACAGUUCCAGACUGUUGAUGGGCAACAACUACAGUUUGCGGCCACUGGGGCCCAAGUACAGCAGGAUGGUUCUGGUCAAAUACAGAUCAUACCUGGUGCAAACCAACAGAUCAUCACAAAUCGAGGAAGUGGAGGCAACAUCAUUGCUGCUAUGCCAAACCUUCUCCAGCAGGCUGUCCCCCUCCAAGGCCUUGCUAAUAAUGUGCUCUCAGGACAGACUCAGUAUGUGACCAAUGUGCCAGUGGCUCUGAAUGGAAACAUCACCUUGCUACCUGUCAACAGUGUUUCUGCAGCUACCUUGACUCCUAGCUCUCAGGCAGUUACUAUCAGCAGCUCCGGAUCCCAGGAGAGCGGCUCACAGCCUGUCACCUCAGGGACCGCCAUCAGUUCUGCCAGCUUGGUGUCAUCGCAAGCCAGUUCCGGCUCCUUUUUCACCAACGCCAAUAGCUACUCAACAACUACUACCACCAGCAACAUGGGAAUUAUGAACUUCACCACCAGCGGGUCUUCAGGGACCAGCUCUCAAGGCCAGACACCCCAGAGAGUAAGUGGGCUACAAGGGUCUGAUGCUCUGAACAUCCAGCAGAAUCAGACAAGUGGAAGCUCACUACAAGCAAGUCAGCAAAAAGAAGGAGAGCAAAACCAGCAGACACAGCAGCAGCAAAUCCUUAUUCAGCCCCAGCUAGUUCAAGGGGGACAGGCUCUUCAGGCCCUCCAGGCAGCGCCAUUGUCGGGGCAGACCUUUACAACUCAAGCUAUUUCACAGGAAACCCUCCAGAACCUCCAGCUUCAGGCUGUUCCAAACUCUGGUCCCAUCAUCAUUCGGACACCAACUGUGGGGCCUAAUGGACAGGUCAGUUGGCAGACACUUCAGCUGCAGAAUCUCCAAGUCCAGAACCCACAAGCCCAGACAAUCACCUUGGCCCCGAUGCAGGGUGUUUCCUUGGGGCAGACAAGCAGCAGCAACACCACCCUUACACCUAUCGCCUCAGCUGCCUCCAUUCCUGCGGGCACGGUCACUGUGAAUGCUGCUCAACUCUCCUCCAUGCCAGGCCUCCAGACUAUUAACCUCAGUGCUUUGGGCACUUCAGGGAUCCAGGUGCACCAGCUUCCAGGCCUGCCAUUGGCUAUAGCAAAUGCCCCAGGUGAUCAUGGAGCUCAGCUUGGCCUCCAUGGGGCUGGUGGUGAUGGAAUACAUGAUGAAACAGCGGGUGGAGAAGAAGGAGAAAACAGCCCUGACCCCCAACCCCAAGCUGGUCGGAGGACCCGGCGGGAAGCAUGCACCUGUCCAUACUGUAAAGACAGUGAAGGAAGGAGUUCUGGUGAUCCUGGCAAAAAGAAACAGCAUAUUUGCCACAUCCAAGGCUGUGGCAAAGUAUAUGGGAAGACCUCACACCUCCGGGCACACUUGCGCUGGCAUACAGGGGAGAGGCCAUUCAUGUGUACCUGGUCCUACUGUGGGAAGCGUUUCACACGUUCGGAUGAGCUUCAGAGACACAAACGCACACACACAGGUGAGAAGAAAUUUGCCUGUCCUGAAUGUCCUAAGCGCUUCAUGAGGAGUGAUCACCUGUCAAAACAUAUCAAGACCCAUCAGAAUAAGAAAGGAGGCCCAGGUGUAGCCCUGAGUGUGGGCACUUUGCCCCUGGACAGUGGGGCAGGUUCAGAAGGCAGCGGCACUGCCACUCCUUCAGCCCUUAUUACCACCAAUAUGGUAGCCAUGGAGGCCAUCUGUCCAGAGGGUAUCGCCCGUCUCGCCAAUAGUGGUAUCAACGUCAUGCAGGUGGCAGAUCUACAGUCCAUUAAUAUCAGUGGCAAUGGUUUCUGAGAUUAGGCAUUCUGGGCUACAGACAUAUGGGCCAAUACCCACCAACCCGGGGAUGCAAGGUAGUGUGGGUCCAAGAGACAUGUGGAAGAGAGAGCCAUGAGGCAUUAAAAUGCAUGGUGGUGGGAAGAAUUGGGGGAGGAAUACAAGAGAUGGGAUUCUGGCACCCACCUAUGUCAUCAUCAGUGCUUCCUUGAAAGUGGAAAAUGUUAGUGAAAGUUCUAUUGGUGCCACCCAUUGAUGAACAUUUGUUUGAUCCCAAUUUCUUACCCUUCUUUCCCCACCCUCCCCUUCCUGUGUUUUCCUUCUCAGCUCUCCUAUGAUGGAUUCCCUUCCCUUUUCCUAAAGCCAUCAUGCCUUGAUAAAUAUAUAUGAUCAUUGAAAUACUUUUUAACAAAAACAGAUUCUAUAUUAUAUAUAAAUAUAUAUAUAAAGAUAUAUAGAGAUGCAUUCACAGGGGUUAGCUGAGAGGAGGAAAGAGACCAUUCUAUGAUCAAAAGUUCUUUGGUCAUUUUUUUUUUAUAUUGCCUUAUUUCCCUAUGGCUGAGCCUUAUUGUGACACAUCAAGCUUUUCUAUAGCUGUUGUCCUGGCAUCCCACCAGAGUGAGCAUUCAUAUGCUCUGCUUUUAGUUAUAUAUACAUAUAUAAUGUGUUUUCUUAAUUUUGUCCUUAUUUGGGAUCAGCUUCUUGCACUGCUUUUCUGUCUCAAUCCUUUUUGUCUCCCCUGAUCUCUCACCUGAUCACUUUAUGUUUUGUUUUAGAAAUUGAUCCCUGGAUUAGGCAUUUCUGUCAAUCUUUUAAAGACAUUAGUCCCAGCAGCAGAAUGGAAAAACCUCGAAGCCCAGUCUGAUGCUUGAGGUAGCUGUAGAGGGAGUGUUUAGCAUACUACUGACGCAGGCACCUUCUUGGUGCUGGAGAUCAAAAGCAUCUCCCUUCAUUAGUUGCUGUAAACAUCAGGAAUCAGAAGUCUUUCUGUGGAAUUGGGUAAGAGACCCUUUGAAAGAUAUAAUCGGGGAUUAGCAUGUGUAAACUGUCAAAAAAAAAAAAGUCAGACAGUAGACAUCA
Messenger RNA from Jaculus jaculus (lesser Egyptian jerboa), 3539 nucleotides. RefSeq names its product Sp1 transcription factor (gene Sp1). The record is from RefSeq and is a predicted model, not a curated record. NCBI's taxonomy places the organism in Eukaryota, Metazoa, Chordata, Mammalia, Rodentia, Dipodidae. Gene Ontology annotation, biological process: regulation of transcription by RNA polymerase II. Gene Ontology annotation, molecular function: RNA polymerase II cis-regulatory region sequence-specific DNA binding; DNA-binding transcription factor activity, RNA polymerase II-specific. Bases 120 to 2477 code for a protein of 785 amino acids. The transcript is spliced from 6 exons.